CAUCGGCAUACAUUUAUUUAGUUUUAUUUUAAAUUUCGCUUUAUACUACCUAUGGCAAAUAUAUGCCUACGGUAUAGCCGUCGGCAUAGGCCCAUCUGCCACGUCAUCGAUCCAUGGGACUGCACCUCCGCGUGUGCACAGGUAUGCCGACGGCCUCGCCGUCGGCAUACUAUUUUUUUAUUUUUACUUUAUUUUCUCAUUUUUACUUUAUUUUAGUUUUUGUUUUUGUAUAAGAUAAUUAUGCCUUAUCUAAAAAAACAUACCCUGAUUGUAUAUCGAUUGCCCCCCGUUACGAACGUCGCUAUCGCCGUGUCACGGAGGGGGGAAACGGUCGACACGGAGGGAAUUCUAGUUGGUGGGGGAUUCGGGGUGUAGCUAUGUCACCGAAACAUCGCACGGGUCCCAAUGCAUAUGUGAAAGUGUUCAGGCAUGCGUAGACGCCCGUCUUGGGGCUCCGCGGUGUGCCCCCUGCACACAAAGCAGUGCCGCCGUCACUUGGAUGGGGGCACACCCCGGAGACGCGUGCCGCCUCUUCGGACAUGCCACCACACCACCCCGCAUGUAUGAGGGCCCGGUGCGACGCUCGGGUGGCAUUGCUUUCUUAUGUAUGACUAACCUCUGUUUGGUGGUGCAGGAGGAGAAACUGAAGCGGCCGCUCUCACACAUGCAGGCAUGGGAGAUCGCCCAUACGCGGAAGGACCCCAAGCCUGGCGAGCCCAAGUACUACGGCAAGAAGACCGUGGGGAGGAAGAAGGCCUACUCCGAAGGGUAUCUGGCGUUACAUCCUGACACACCUGACCCCAUUGCGGCGGAUCUGGACGAAAGGGUGGUGGUUCUCGAUGUUGUGAUCACUCCGUCUAUCUCCUACACACAGCUCCGUCGGAUCGACCCGACCCUGAGCCAGCGCACGAGCACGCGCAUGAGCAGUGCACCGUCACUGUCCCUCUUUCAGGAGCAGCAAACUGCCUACAUGGAGUACACACGCCAGGAGACCAUGGCGUGGCACGACCGCCUUCAUGCAUACCAUCAGCAGAGGGAUCGCGAGAUUCAGCACACUUUUCAGGAAAUGGCGGCCGGCAGGUGUCCUCAAUGGCCAUCAGCAGAGGGUCCUCCAGCACAACCAGUGCUGCUGACCUUUGAGGAGUUUGUGGCACAGAACGCUGGCCCCUCGCCGGGAACAGGUGCAUCUACCGUUGGCGGUGGUCUUCGCAACACUCCCGAGACACGGAGCCCGACCACUCCGAUCCACGGAGACGGAGGCGGAGGCGGACGUGGAGGCGGUCUUGGCGGUAGCGCUGCCGCUAGCAGUGACGACCUGGGCUUCGGCGGUCUUGGCGGUGACGACCUCCGCGGUGCUCAACGUCCUGGCGCUUAAGCCUUUCUCGAUGCUAUGAUACUUGUAUGCUUGUUCUCGAUGCUAUGAUACUUGUAUGCUUGUGAUGUUUCUUAUCUUAUUGUUGUUUGUGAGAUUCUUAUAUGCUUUGUGGUGAUGAUACUUAUAUGUGUGAUGCUUUGCGAUGCUUCUUAGCGAUGCCAAUUUGUUGUGUGAUGCUGUGUAUAUGCUGUUUG
Molecule: messenger RNA, 1569 nt
Organism: Aegilops tauschii subsp. strangulata
Lineage: Eukaryota; Viridiplantae; Streptophyta; Magnoliopsida; Poales; Poaceae
Source: RefSeq, a predicted model, not a curated record